AUGACACUGAUGGACGAUCUACCAAUUUGUGAUUGGCUCCUGCAGAACUCUACAUCUAAUGUAUUGGAGUUAGACGAAUACCCUGGCCUUAACCAACCAACUGAUUUGGGACCAAUCGUCCCUUCAACAACUGAAAACUUUACUAGAGUUAAACGCCGUCUCGUUGACUAUAGCUCAUCACCCGAUGUUUCUGACUUAGAAAUGUUAGAAAAUCCACAUGGAGCAGCAACACAGGUGGGAGAACACUGUGCUUCACCUUCUUUAAUUCCCGAAAAUGACGUUUUAUUGGUAAGUGCGAAUGACGAACCACUUCUAGACAAUGAGGAUACUUAUAAAAUAGAUUUGGGAGUUCCAAGUUGUUCGGGAUUACAUAGACCUAUUCGUCCAAGCUCGAGUUCUGACUCCACAAUUUCUGAUUUAGAUACUUUAGUUCAUAUGACUCCCUUUAAAAAAUGCGCAGCUGAAGACGUAUAUAGUUACUCGUCAGCCGAAGAUGAUGAUAGUCAGUAUUUUAUAUCUAAAGGGCAAAUAACACCUAAGAAACUUAUUAUUAGUUCCUCAUAUGAAAUGUACAAAACAAAGGCUGAGAACUUCAGUGUCUCAGAUGGAGAUUAUAAUAUUAAUUUAAAGAAACAAAGUAAUAAGACACCAUUCCAAAUUUUUUUGCCAACUCCCAAUUAUGCACAAGUUAAAACAAAAGGACAGCAUAAGAAAGCGAUGAACUAUAAAGGACAAAGAAUAACUAAGGAUCUAUUUUCAGAAAAAAGUGAGAAACAACAAAAAAAUAAAAUAAAUAGCAAGGUUGAUGCUAAAACAAAUAAACAACAGAAGAAGAAUAUAUUAGAUAAGAAAAAUCCUAACACUAAUGAAGUAAACACUAAGAAAAAAGUUUUAAAGUGUAAAGAUAUAACGAAAAAACAACAGAGAAAAAAGAAGCAAAUAAAUGAAGGAAAAGAUGAUACCGAAGAGUGGUACUGCUAUGCAUGUUUUGAAAACAAGAAGUUAGAUAUGCGUCAAUGUGGAAUUUGUAAAAGAUGGUACCACGAAGAGUGUGUAGGACUAUCGAAAUGUGAUAAAGAAUUUAUUUGUUCCGAGUGUUAA
Molecule: messenger RNA, 1101 nt
Organism: Parnassius mnemosyne (clouded apollo)
Lineage: Eukaryota; Metazoa; Arthropoda; Insecta; Lepidoptera; Papilionidae
Source: the annotation of a GenBank genome assembly